AUGGAGUUCGGCCAGCUGAACGGCUUCUACCGUCGUGGGUUUCCGCUCCUCAAAAGGUAUCUGUGGGCCUUCGAUGAGCUCGUUGCCGCGUCUCUUCCGGAGCUUCACGAGCACUUCUGCAAAGAGAACCUCCAGCACUCCGUCUACCUCCAUCAAUGGUUCCUGACCCUCUUCGUUAGCAGCCUGCCGUUGCCCAUGGUACUUGUGCUUUGGGACGCCAUCAUCUGCGGAGGUCUUGCGGAGAUUCUAUCGGUCUCCAUAGCCGUGCUGCAGUUGUUGCAGCAGACACUUCUGGGCAUGAGGUUCGAAGAGGUUGUCAGCUUCUUCCAGACGCUGAAGACCCGCGAGCAAGAAGACUGCGACUUCGAGAGUAUCGGCCGCAUUGCCGUCAUCAGCAGCGGGAGCUUCUCCAUUCCCAAGCAUGUCGCAGAUGUGCUGCGCAGGCCGCUUCCGCUGACGUCCGACCACCUCAUGGAACGUUCUCCGCAGUCACCCACGAAACGCAUGCUGGACUCAGAUGAGGAUAUGACCACAACGGCAAACACAACCACAGUCAAUUCGCCUUGUAGCACGGGUGCCGCCAGCAGUGAGGGCGGUGUGUUGCGCGACUACUUGCGUCAGAUCAACCAGGGUCUCAGCUGGUGGGUCGAUGCCAGGCGUCCCAACUUUGACAGCCCUGCCCGAGAGUGUCACAGGGUGGGCCGUCGGUUUCUGCAAGAGCCACGGAUCCACCAGGCGGAGCAGCAGCUAGCAGAUCUUUUGAACAAGAGGUUGAGUUUCGGCACAGGUUGGUUGACUGAUGGAGGAAACGGGGUCGAACGAGGGCCAGCCCGGGCAGCGAAGGUGCUUCCAGACUGCUGGAAUCCUUUUGCUGCAGCACCGGACAAUUUGGGCACCCUCACUGCCAUCAUGACGAGGAACCUGGGGCAGCCGUGCCGACAUGAGGUGCAAGGACUCCUGGAGGACCUUCUCAAGGAAUGUGAGAAGAUAGAGGGGUUUUCCGAAUGGGAAUGCCUCCGGGACCUCAUGCUGUGGUUCACAGGGCAUAAAGAGCUGAACGAAGGCUUGCGUGCCAAACUAGCUGAUGCACCCAAAGAAGCGAUGCUAUGGGCCGGCUUUCACGAUGGCGAUCCUCGAGGACUCAACCACAAGGCCUUGGCGGACUUUGCCAACCUGGUGGACUCGAGCAUCGUCCACCCCAGCACAAUUCUGGGCAAAGUUGUCCAGAAGAACAACGACCUCCUUGGCUGCAGAGGCGAUCCGGGCGCUUCAGUGCCUUGCUUCAAACAAUGGUCGGGCGACGACGACAAGGGUCCGCUUGUCAACUUCUGGAACGGCGCUAGCCGUGCCUUCGUGGAAAGCAUGGCUGCGAGAAGUCAGUCCUCGGUGGUGGCUGUCCUGAACCAAGGCCUAAAUGCAACGGAAAAGUGGUCGCUCUACAAGUCCGUGUUCUGGAAUUACGAAUUGAUGACGCUGGCAGAUGCACUGCAUGAAGAUGGAUCUUUUUCUCCACAGAUUCUCCUGGUCGACAUGCGGGGUACCUGUCAGAAGCUGGCCAAGCUGGUCAAGCAGCAUCUGAGAGGGCGGAUUGGAAGAUUUGCCGACACUUUCUUAGAUGACAAACCGAUCAUGUGCUACGAUUGCCCCAGAGGCCAAUGUGACCUUGACGAGGCCUUGGCCGCAAGAGUCCGAUCGUGUUUGGGCAAGGACGACUGGCUGUCAUCGGUUCGCAACUGGUUUCGCCCGCCCAAGUGUCCUAGGUUCCAGUUCGAGUUUUGGCGAGACACAGAAGUGGCUGUACCAGUUAGCUAG
Symbiodinium necroappetens is the source of this 1812-nucleotide messenger RNA. Lineage: Eukaryota; Dinophyceae; Suessiales; Symbiodiniaceae. The record is from the annotation of a GenBank genome assembly.